This is a messenger RNA of Eremomyces bilateralis CBS 781.70, 1871 nucleotides long. RefSeq lists its product as uncharacterized. The transcript is spliced from 2 exons. The record is from RefSeq and is a predicted model, not a curated record. Lineage: Eukaryota; Fungi; Ascomycota; Dothideomycetes; Eremomycetales; Eremomycetaceae. Bases 1 to 1380 code for a protein of 459 amino acids.
AUGAAUACCGAAAUCCACUGGAAAGACCAGCAACCGAGCGACGCGAGCAUCCCGAGCACAGCGCCCAAAGGUAGUGUUGGUUCCUAUGAUACACAUAGCACCGCCCCAACCGAGGACUCUCGCCCAAUCCAUAUUCCCCGGUCCGAGACUUGUUACGGUCGGCUGGAAGGGCGAGGAGUUGCGAAACAUCAAAGUCACAGAACCGAUCCACGAUUCGACAGCCGUUCGUCUGUGGUAACUUACACGUCCACCAUCGCAUCGGAGGAAGAGCCCAAAGAAGAGGAUUCAGUCGAAAGUGAAUACGACAUAAGAGUCGAGCCGCGUCCGAUCCAUCCGACCUCUGCCAUUGCCGCGACCCCUCGAGACUUUGCAGAUGUAUUUCCCGCCUCCAAACGGCUCCUGAUUGGCCAUGAUGAUUCCACGAGCGAUGGGAAUCUGAACCUCCGGCUCGACUCCGAAGUCACGGUGAGGGGCUCUAAACGGCUGCUGACCCUCUUUCACCUCCGAAUGUACGAUCUUCGGGAUCGAGAGAUGUCGUUCCGACGGUAUUGUCGCGAUAGCGGGCGUGAGGUGUGCCGAUCGCGCCGUUUACAUCAGAAUGUCGCCGACGGCAAAGGGCGGUCCCCUCUGCAAAAAAAACUCGGAGGCGCCCUCGCCAACUUCUGGCCCAAGCCUGGAUCCAAAGACGGCGUUUUCGCCGCCAAGCGCCAUGACUCGGGUUAUGCAUCGUCUCCAGUCCUCGAUCUCGAGACGUCGAGUCUCUCUUCGUCGGGCUCAAGCACUAAGGCACUGCCGGAAACUAACACCAUCAAGAUGGAAUUCUCCAAUUAUGCUCUUGUGGAUCUCAAAAGAAGGGGAGCCAGUGCAGGACAAGGAAAGCGCUACGAGUUCGAAUACUGGGGCUACCUUUACGAGUGGAAACGCCAUGUCGCCCGUGAUAACGAUAGAGAUGAAGAAGAGGUAUCAUUCCACCUUUUCCGUUCGGAUGGCGACGAUGAACUUGCGCGCAUCACUCCUUUGCAUUUGAGCGAGGCGCAAAUCCGCCACGAACAACGGAAUGGGGGAUGGAUUUCCCCCUGUAUCAUGGAACUUUUGGAUCAGGAUUUGCAAAGCUCCCAGGACGUUGUCGUCGUUGCAACCGGGUUGAUUGCCCUCGUUGACGAUUCUUUGAAAAGAAGAAGCGGGGCGAAGCGGUCGCGCCCACUCAUCCUCCCCCUAUACAGGAGCGCGUCAUUCCGGUUGAAUAUGGAGUUCGUGGGACCCAAGCGGCUCCUGAACGAGGCUCUCCACCGUCCUGGUCACAGUCGGACUGCGUCUGGCAAUCCUACUUCGCUGCGUCGUGUGUCCGUCGAAGCCCGAGGCGACCGGACUCCGAAUUGAUGAACUUAAUCUCCCCGUUCAUUGCACUGGGCUCAGGACCCGUAACCUUCUUGUAGAUACCUGUAGGCUUGCUUGGUUUUGUGGUGGUACCGGCACUGGGAGAUCGAAACGAGACCCACCUCCCCAACGGACUGGGCCAGUUGCCACGGGGAAUGGGGCAGUUUUGAUGUUUGCUCAAUGGAGUAGAUGUAACCAGGGCAUUGCAUGUUUGGUGUUUGGGAGUUCGUGGCUUUUCGAUAUUGAUGAUGGGGUCCUCCAUACGCACUCGGUGAUUUUGAUGGAUUGAGGUCCUUGAGGUUUUCGAGGGACGCAUAUCAGGAUCUUGAAUGAAAUGCCUGCGCCUAUCCUUUGUCCAGGGCCGGUGAUUAUUCAAUGAGGACAUGAAUCAUAACAUGAAUCAUGGCAACCCAAGGGGUUUCUGUAGGGAGUAUGGAAUAUAAUACCCAACGAUCUACGCUGCUUGUGCAGUGGAAUGCGACGAGGAACGAUGA